UCCCAUUCGCCAGCCCACGCUGUCAGUAAUGUCCGAACACCUCCCCUUUCCCAUCCCACCGGCGCUCUCCGAAAAUUGGCGCCAAACGACCUUACAGCAUUGGGACGAAACAGCGAAUCGGUGCUGGGAUCAUUCCAGGCACUUCCCGGGGCACGAUGAUCGGCCAGAGAACCAUUAACUCGUUUUUCGGGGCUGCAGUAAAGAAGAGAGCGGCAUCUACGGUGUGGGACGGAGAGGACUCAUGCAAGGCGGGAGAGGUGAGGGCUCAAUGCAAGGCGGGAGAGACCACUCCUGUGAAGAAGAGCAGGCCGUCCAAUGAGAAUGACAUCCCCUCAGCCGUGUCUCCUCCCCUCAGCCCCGAGCAGCUGGAGCGCAUGCAGAGGAAUAAGGCCGCUGCUCUGCAGAAACUCGCAGCCCGCCAUGCGCCCCAGGGCCUGGGGGAGAGCUGGAAACAGGAGCUGCUGGCUGAGUUUGCAAAACCCUACUUUGUCAAGCUAUCAAAUUUCAUUGCAGAAGAGAGAAAGAAAUGCACAGUUUAUCCACCACCAGAAGAGGUAUUCACCUGGACACAAAUGGUUGACAUCAAAGAUGUAAAGGUUGUUAUUUUAGGCCAAGAUCCUUAUCAUGGACCAAAUCAAGCUCAUGGUCUUUGCUUUAGUGUCAAGAAGCCAGUCCCACCUCCACCCAGCUUAGUGAAUAUGUACAAAGAACUAGAAACCGAUAUCGAAGGAUUUUCACGCCCAGGUCAUGGGGAUCUCACAGGCUGGGCCAAACAAGGAGUCCUCCUCCUCAAUGCUGUGCUGACAGUGCGAGCUCAUAAUGCAAACUCUCACAAGGACUGUGGAUGGGAACAGUUCACAGAUGUUGUGGUAUCCUGGCUAAAUAAGAACAUGGAUGGGUUGGUUUUCAUGCUGUGGGGAGCCUAUGCCCAGAAGAAAGGCAGCAAUAUUGACAGAAAAAGGCACCAUGUUCUUCAAACCGUGCACCCUUCUCCUCUCUCAGUCCACAGAGGCUUUUUUGGCUGUCGUCAUUUCUCCAAAACGAAUGCCUACCUCCAGGGACUGGGAAAAAAGCCUAUUGACUGGAAAGCUCUGUGACAAAUUGCCUUUCCCCCAUUAGUUGGCCACAUUUGGCAAGCACUUAUAGUUGUGGGCAAUAGUUGACUACUCUUGAUUAAACACUAAGUGAUAUUUCUUCAUGUAAAAGCCCUUUUAAACCACAACUAUUUCAGUAUUGGCAAAACUAGUGCCUUACUUAGAACUGAGUUGGUGUCGUUUCUGUGAAAAUGAUUGUUUUGUACUAUGGAACAACUGUAGAUGUCUCUUGUUUUAAUGGCAUAAUACCAUCUUAUAGCACUAGGCUAGCUCCAUGCCAUUUAGACAAUCUAUAACCAUUGGUUUUCAAGUGUGUGUAUAUAGUUGUAAAAAAAAAAAAAAAAGUGAAUUUUUUAACAUUUGCUUGUAGGGGAACAAUUAAAGUUUGUAAUGUUUUUGCUAUUAUUGUUUUGUUUUGAAAAACAUAAGUUCACCUUUAAAAAAGUU
Molecule: messenger RNA, 1541 nt
Organism: Xenopus laevis (African clawed frog)
Lineage: Eukaryota; Metazoa; Chordata; Amphibia; Anura; Pipidae
Gene: ung.L
Product: uracil DNA glycosylase L homeolog
Exons: 7
Coding region: 156-1097 (313 amino acids)
Biological process (GO): DNA repair; base-excision repair; base-excision repair, AP site formation via deaminated base removal
Cellular component (GO): mitochondrion; nucleus
Molecular function (GO): hydrolase activity, hydrolyzing N-glycosyl compounds; uracil DNA N-glycosylase activity
Source: RefSeq, a predicted model, not a curated record